GCCCUCGUCGCACACGCACACGCCGCCGCUCGGGUCCCGGUCCCGGCCCCGCCUGGCUGUCCGGGCGGCCGAUGGCGCCGGCGGCGGGAGGCCGCGGGCCGCAGCGGGCCUAGGCGCCGCGGGCACGGGCCACCCCGCGCCAUGCUGGCCGCGGCUUGGCUGGGCAGGGGCUGCUGGGGGCUCCUCCGCGGCGCGGAGCGGAGGCGCCCGGGCGGCGGGGCGAGGCCUCUGGCCAACGGCCCCGCGGCGGCGGCGGCGGCGUCUGAGGCGGGAGGCGGCGGCGGGGCGGGCGGCCGCCAUGGCAACGGCGGCGCGUUCCGCCCGGUGGCGGGAGCGGGAGCCGGGGCUGCGGCGGGGCCGCGCGCGGACACCGGCCUGAGGCAGCGCCCGCGGCUGCUGCGCGCGUCCCCGCGGCUGCUGCGCGCCCCCGCCGCCGCUUGGCGCCUCCUCAGCGGCGGGGCCGCGCCGCCGGACGCCCCCCGGGAGCGGCGCGUGGCGGGACCGUGCGCGGAGCUGUAUGAAAACCCCUGGACGAUCCCCAAUAUACUGUCCAUGGCCAGAAUGGGCUUGGCACCAGUUUUAGGCUAUUUGAUUGUGGAAGAAAAUUUCAAUGUUGCACUAGGUGUCUUUGUUCUGGCUGGCGUGACGGAUUUGUUGGAUGGAUUUAUUGCACGAAACUGGGCUAAUCAGAAAUCAGCUUUGGGAAGUGCUCUUGAUCCUCUGGCUGAUAAAAUUCUCAUCAGCGUGCUCUAUGUAAGCCUAACUUGUGCAAACCUUAUCCCAGUUUCACUUACUUCCAUGAUUAUCCUGAGGGACGUGGCGCUCAUUGCUGCUGUUUUUUACGUGCGAUACAAAACUCUUUCUCCACCGAGAACACUCAGUAGGUAUUUUAACCCUUGUUAUGCCACUGCCCAGUUAAAACCAACAUUCAUUAGUAAGAUGAAUACAGCGGUUCAGCUAAUUUUGGUGGCAGCUUCUUUAGCAGCUCCAGUUUUCAAUUAUGUGGACAGCAUAUAUCUGCAGACACUAUGGUGCAUCACAGCUCUGACAACGGUAACGUCUGCGUACAGCUAUUACCAUUAUGGCCGAAAAACAGUUCAAGUGAUCAAUAAUAACAAAUGAAGUAUUGCUGGAGGGACGGGGCCUUGGCAGAGCGCUGUGCUGAACCCCCCAAGGUGGGUGGUAUUGCAACUGACUCUUUGGAUCAAGAACUCUUUGUUUCUCUGCAUAAACCAGUGUCACAAUGAAGUUUGAACAUGUACUGUAAAUAUAUAGAGAGAAACUUUUCAGUGUAUUUUUAAUUUGUUUAAAAAUGAGGUUGUUUACAAAAUAAAUAAUAUUCUUAAAGACACAGGUCACUAGUUGCUGCCAUGAACCUUCUGUGUGAUUUUUAUACUGGUUUUGAAGACAAAAUGUGCACUUUUCACCAGCUGAUUUUGCUGUCUUCGCGUAAGGCUCUGAGAAGAAAACACAAUUAUAAGAACAAAUUUGUCAUUGUACCUCAACCUGAGUCAGUAAGCCAGCAUUGCUUCUUUGGACUUCAUGGUGUAAUGUCAGCCUGCAGCAGACAAAAAGGUGCCAUCAAGGGACAAGAUCUUCUGACAUUUAAACCAGGAUGAUAGAACUCGGUACUCCGUGGUGAUCUGGAUAAACGUGAAGAGUUCCUGCCCUGCUCUCUUUUUCUUGUACAAGCAGCAGUGGCCUGUGCUCAUCAGAAGAGCUGUGAGUCCCAGAAGGGGACUGUGCAAUGAAGAGGCUGUAUCCUAACGGAGUUAACAUUUCUUACGCUGUACAUUUGUGGUGAUUGAAAGGAACUCCUGUAUUUCCAGGUUCUCAAAAGCUUUUAAAGAUGCUGAUUAAUCUAAAUACCCAGGGAGAAAAAGGACACUUUAAAUAUUGUCUCAGUGGAGGGAGAGAGUGGAAGAAACUUUUUGAUGCACGGUACUCUUAAUUCUUCCUUUAUCUCUAGGUUCACAUGGGGUUCCCUGUAAUCCUCCUCGGGCCAGGACAGCUCCUACAUCUUUGUUCUCUUACUUGUUCUCUGCUUACAGAAAAGUGCAGAAUAAAGGACUGGGCAGAAGGGAUCGUGUUGAUCAUAAAUUUACCUUUUAUAUUUUUGAGCAAUGUGCUGUUUCUCUUGUGUCAUUAAAAAAGUGUAUCUGCAAAGGACUUAAAUAAUGGAGUGGUAGGUGCCACCACUGUGUUAGUGGCAGAAGAAAAUUUGCUGUAGGUAUCUGAGAGCACACAGUCUCUUUUGUGACUGCACGUAGUUGUAUAUACACAGCAUUUUAGUAUCUUUUUGUAUUUAAGCUUGUAUAGAAUGGUGCACAAAGAACACACGUGAUUUUUAUGAAUACCUUUAUGUUACCAGUCCCUGUGUUGCGUUGUCUACCCUGUCCCCUCACUGUAAGAUGCAAAGUCUGGCCCAGUUCCCUUAAAAUGUCUGAAUAUUUAGUAAAAUGGACUACUUGUGUUCUUGAAGAAACAGCUCAGAAAGCAAGAGUCGUUGUGCCCAGUCCAGUCCUUCCUGCGUGGUGCUGGUUAACGGGGUGGGGCUUUGGCUGGGGCUUUUGUGGUUGGGGUACAUGCCUGAAACAGUCGUGUGAAAU
Molecule: messenger RNA, 2609 nt
Organism: Colius striatus (speckled mousebird)
Lineage: Eukaryota; Metazoa; Chordata; Aves; Coliiformes; Coliidae
Gene: CRLS1
Product: cardiolipin synthase 1
Exons: 7
Coding region: 142-1122 (326 amino acids)
Biological process (GO): cardiolipin biosynthetic process
Cellular component (GO): membrane; mitochondrion
Molecular function (GO): cardiolipin synthase activity
Source: RefSeq, a predicted model, not a curated record